AUGUUGUCGCUGUUCGCGGCUCUCUCGCUCACCGUCGUCUACCGGGUUGACGCUAAAUCUGCCGGGAUUACCGUAUUCCAGCGAGCUACGACACCCUGGAUCUGUCAGAUUCCUCAAUACUUCGAAGCAUUUGGUGGAAGGGUUGAGCAUAUUUUGCAGGUAUUCCGGGCGAUCACCGGGCUACCGUACUGCAAUACCGGUAGUCUGGUCCCGCACGACCACAUCCUCGGCCAGGGUGCCCUGACGACCACCGAAGACUCGCGAAUCCACGUAUAUCAGUCUGGUCACUGCAUCCCGACGCACCAAUUCUGCGACCGCGAACGGCAAUGCCCCGAUGGGGACGAUAAGCACGAUUGUCCAACCGUCAUCUGCGCCCGCAACGAGCUCCGCUGUGCUGUUGACAACGUCUGUAUGCCUUUGACCGUCCGAUGCGAUGGGUGGAAGGAUUGUGCGGAUGGAACUGAUGAAUUGGCUUGCCCCGCUACUAAAGCUGUCAAGGUUCCCGGCGCUAAGUCGGUUGCCUCCAAGCCUACUGUAACCUGCGCUGAUGGUUCUGCUCCGGAAUAUUCGCUG
Mesorhabditis spiculigera is the source of this 573-nucleotide messenger RNA. The record is from the annotation of a GenBank genome assembly. Lineage: Eukaryota; Metazoa; Nematoda; Chromadorea; Rhabditida; Rhabditidae.